This is a messenger RNA of Spodoptera litura, 1075 nucleotides long. Its product is annotated as ATP-binding cassette sub-family A member 7-like. The record is from RefSeq and is a predicted model, not a curated record. Gene Ontology annotation, biological process: transmembrane transport; lipid transport. Gene Ontology annotation, cellular component: membrane; intracellular membrane-bounded organelle. Gene Ontology annotation, molecular function: ABC-type transporter activity; lipid carrier activity. NCBI's taxonomy places the organism in Eukaryota, Metazoa, Arthropoda, Insecta, Lepidoptera, Noctuidae.
AAUGUCCGGUGAGACAUGGCCAGAUAGACUGAACUACACGAUACGAAUAAAGGACGACUUCGGGAUCAACUCGUACGAGAGCCUCGAUGUUAAUCCUGGACCACAUAGAAUGUUUGGUAUAAAAUACGAGACGUUCAUGCGUAUCCAGUGGGCGAUCGACACGAGCUAUCUCAAACUGCUGACCAGCACUGAAGUUACUCAGGAACUUACGACACAAGAGUUCCCGUACUAUCAGUCUCAGAACAAUGAGAGUAUAGGUAUCGUCUGCUUGCUUAUGAAGACGGUCUGCUGGAUAUCUAUGAUGCUGCCCUUCAUAUUCCUCAUGGGCCGGCUCCUGCAAGAACGUGCCACCGGCAUACAGGAACUGAUAAAAAUGGUGGGAGUUUCUCAAAACAUUCUAGGGUUAUCACACUUCCUAAACGUGUUGCUGAGCGGGCUAGUAUUCUCUAUCGGAGGUACCAUACUACUGAAGACGACCUCCAACCCUCUCAUCAACAACUCCAACGGAUUCCUCAUAUUCCUGAUGCUGCUUCUCUAUUUCAACACUAUCAUGGCCAUGGCCUUUGUCUGCAGCUACGUUUCGAAAGGAACGCAGUACGUGGCGACGCUGUCAGUGCUAGCAUACAUCGUGCUGUGGAUCCCGGCGCGGGUGCAGCUCGAGUACGACCUGCCGUACAUUGUCACACUAGCCACUGGGCUCCUGCCACACGUGCCCAUGCACUGGUUCUGGGCGGAAGUCUCUGUGCUCGAGAUGUAUGGUAGUGGAGUAUACUUCAGCAACAUGCUAACAGCGAAAUCAAACUCCAACGUCUCAGUAUUCCUGUGCUUCGUGUUCAUGUUGCUGCAGGCCGGGCUGAUGUACGGUCUAACCUGGUACCUGUCCCUGGUGGCGCCAGGCCAGUACGGACAGGCUCUUCCCUGGAACUUCCUCUUUAAGACUCAAUACUGGAGUAAGAAUGAGGUGAUCCCGGAUGUGGAGUCUGAAGAGGAGGACCCGAUGGCUCAGGACCCGCGGUACUUCGAGUCGCCACCAGCAAACGCAGAGAUCGGAAUCAAAAUUGUCAACGUCUCUAAG